Bursaphelenchus xylophilus (pine wood nematode) is the source of this 1101-nucleotide messenger RNA. The record is from the annotation of a GenBank genome assembly. NCBI's taxonomy places the organism in Eukaryota, Metazoa, Nematoda, Chromadorea, Rhabditida, Aphelenchoididae.
AUGCACGCGUGGCAACCUUUACGACUGGUUCUAUUGAUCAUCAGUGUCGCGGCGUAUGGAGUUGAAUUUGAUGACAAGUUGGCUAGACACAAAUUGUUUCCCUUGGCAGUGUCUGCAUAUGCAAAUGAUCCGCACGAAUGCCUGGCUCGUAAAUUUAAUAAUUCUCAGGUCAGAAACUAUUCUUUCAAAAGAUUUUGGGAUUUCAGUUUCUUACAAAGUACAUCACGCCUUGCGAUGCAGAGAACACGACCAUCCCUUGCUUCAGCUUCAUUGCAGUGAACCAUGAGGACAAAGCUUUGAUGAUAUCCUUUCGGUGAGUGGAGACUCUACAACAUUCCUCAUCAAAAAGAAAGAAGACAUAUGUAUCCCGUAUUUUACCUUAUGGUUUUGUUGAAUCGAAACGACAGGCCUUUGAUCUCGAAUUUACUACUAGCUAUACAAUGACGAUAUAAUUUUAGAGGCUCAACAUCCGCUUAUCAAGUUUAUCAUGUGGUUUAUGACACCUUGCGUAAGAAGGAGGUCGACGCUUUUAACGGUACAAAGAUUGGCUAUUAUUUUUAUCAUGCGUUUGAUCAGAUGUGGAACAAAGGCAUGAAAAAAGACUUUGAACGCUAUGAAAAGCAAUUUAAAGAAUAUCAAAUAUGGGUAGGGCCGACUUACUCUAUUUCAACUCCCUUUCAGAUCACCGGCCAUUCGCUAGGUGGAGCUCUAGCUUCUUUGCUUGCCGCUUCAAUUGUCUUUAACUAUCCACAACACAGCGAGCGAGUUGUAUUGUACACUUAUGGUGAGCCUCGCGUCGGAAACAAAAAGUUUGCCGAUUUUUUGGACAGUAAUGUUAAAAACUCAUUUCGAGUGAUUCAUAACAAAGAUCUUGUGGUUAAUAUUCCACCACUCGAUGAAAACCGAUUUUACCAUCGGAAAAACGCUGUUUUUUACCAAAACAAUAUGAAAGAAGGAGAUGACUUCAUUCUUUGCAAUGGAACGGAUCAAUAUUGUACUAAAAAAUAUACAAGGUUCCCACCGAGCGUAAGAGAUCACCAUUACUACUACGGAGUAUGGGCAUCGCGCUACGGUCGCAAUAAUUGUCAACCAUUACAGUAG